Molecule: messenger RNA, 510 nt
Organism: Pundamilia nyererei
Lineage: Eukaryota; Metazoa; Chordata; Actinopteri; Cichliformes; Cichlidae
Product: CD209 antigen-like protein A
Exons: 4
Coding region: 1-390 (129 amino acids)
Source: RefSeq, a predicted model, not a curated record
AUGGGACAGUAUUGCCAAGGAAACUGGGUGGCCUUCAGUGAUAGUUUGUACCAAGUGUCUUUGGAGAAGAAAUCCUGGGAAGAAAGCAGACAAGACUGUCUUCAAAAAGGUGCACACCUGAUGAUUAUCAACAGCCGAGAGGAACAGAAUUUUGUGAACCAGUUCAAGAAGUCUUUGUGGAUUGGACUGACUGACUCAGAGACAGACGGAAGAUGGAAAUGGGUGGAUGGGACUCGCAUGACCACAAGCUACUGGAAUAGUGGUGAACCAAAUGGUGGCAGAACGGAAAAUUGUGGACAGAUAAAGGUUCACGACUCGCAAAACGGCUGGAAUGAUGAAACAUGUUCCAAUAAACACUUCUGGAUAUGUGAGAAGAGAGUUACUCCAUAACUUAACAUCUAUGCCCAACAAAUAGUGCAGAAAACAGAGCCAUGAGAUCAACUCCUGAAAUGAAGCUGAACAGAAAACAGUGGCCACUUAGGCUACGUCCACACAUACACGGGUAUUUUU